UCACCGUCAGGGUUCGACUCGUUGUCUAUUGUUCGAUGCUUUUAUUUUACAUGCUGGAAUCAGUAACUUUAUAAUAUAUGUAGUUAUUGAGACUGACAUGGUCAUAGACAGGUACUGUACGUAAUGAAUACCUACGUCAACCAACACAGCACGAGCCCGGAACGUUUGGACGAUUCUGACGAUGAUUAUCAAGAGGGCUAUGAACGAGUGGGUAGGCCAACCCCUGCACAUAUGCCUACCAGAAGCGGGAGUGAAGCUGGUGAGCCAGCGGAUACAGUAGAGGUACCCCAGGUAGCCAAUGUGAGGCGGAGGAAGAACCUGAUCCUGGUCGGGUGUAUACUAGUAAACCUGGGCCAGUCUGUCGUGUUCUCUAUGGCUGUGCUGGGUAAAAUUAAAUCAGAUCUUAGCAAUGACGAAGCAGACACCAUACGAAUGGCACUGUUGAUCACCAGACGUUUGGGAGUCCCGUUUGCAUCCCUCCUUAUGAUAGGCAUGGGUUACCGUAUCGUGGGGAUCAUCGGAUGUUCCCUUGUCGGCCUCGGGCUAUUUAUAGCUUCCUGGGUACCCCGUGUGGCAGUGGGAACCAUUACCUUUCUGGUCGGGGGAGUAGCAGGUCUUGGUUUCGCAUUUCUAUCAUUAACAGUCAUCGUUCCAAUCCUUGAAACCUUUACUAAACAUCGACUUAGAUAUCUAGUGAUGGUGCGGUCCGCAGAAUCUGUGUCGUCCAUCGUGUUUGCAAGCCUCACCUUGGUACCGGAUAUAGAAAUUGAUUGGCGGAUCCUGUAUCGGUACCAGCUGGUCGUGAUGGUGGUGGCGGGGGCCGCUUGUGUGCUUCUGAAGCCACUAGAGACAAUCAAAGCUGACGUCACUCGCGGCGUUAUUGGUCGUCUGCUCGGGUUGUCGGAUUUCUCAUUGUUUAAAGGCGUGACACUCUAUUUGUUGAUACUUGUUUAUGUCCUGGACCAAAUAGGAAUACCAACUACUCGGUACGAUCUUUCCUCACUACUGGAAGACCCUACGAAGCAGUUCGGAGCUGAUCUCUCUGUACGGGUAAUCGUGAUCCUGCCGUUUGUUGGAAAUCUAUUAGGACUUUUGGCACUCGUCUUCUGGAAAAUGUUCAGUCUAGUGGACAUCCUACAGAUGCUUGGACCGGUCAACAUAGCGUGCGGACUGCUGACCUUACAGGUCCCCGCUCUGGACAAGGUGGCCUGGGUGGCCGUGUACGCAGUAGUGUUUGGAAUGUCUUCAGGUGUUUUCCUCGCACUGACUGACAAUGUGAUACCUGGUGCGUUCGGGAAACAAAGCAUUCGGAUUGUAGAGGGAAUCCUAGGGCUAGCUUCCGGUGUUGGUCUUAUUAUAGCUUUGCCUGCCAGUAAUGCACUAAGUACUCAAACGACUCAUGGCUAUGAAUCAUCCUUCUACUUAUCGGGAUCAGCUCUUGUCAUUUCCGGUUUGCUAGCAGUUGGUUUCCGGUUCGUGCUGUUACGUCAGAAUUCGAAGAAAGAAAACAGUCGGUGACACCGUUAUAGAUGACAGAUAUAAGAAACGUUGUUUAUCAUUAACAUAUCGGUUAUUUUCAUAAUCAUUGAUACAACUAUGUGAAUCUUGUUUGAGGAGCUAGAUUGUUGCUAGGAACAUUUACUGACAAUGCUCUGUAAAGCUAGGAACAUUUACUGACAAUGCUCUGUAAAGCUAGGAACAUUUACUGACAAUGCUCUGUAAAGCUAGGAACAUUUACUGACAAUGCUCUGUAAAGCUAGGAACAUUUACUGACAAUGCUCUGUAAAGAUCAUGUGUCAUACACAGAUUGUUACUAGGAAUAUUUACUGUCAAUGCUCUGUAAAGCUAGGAACAUUUACUGACAAUGCUCUGUA
Molecule: messenger RNA, 1874 nt
Organism: Mizuhopecten yessoensis (Yesso scallop)
Lineage: Eukaryota; Metazoa; Mollusca; Bivalvia; Pectinida; Pectinidae
Exons: 7
Coding region: 124-1518 (464 amino acids)
Source: RefSeq, a predicted model, not a curated record